Brassica oleracea var. oleracea is the source of this 2667-nucleotide messenger RNA. RefSeq lists its product as uncharacterized. The record is from RefSeq and is a predicted model, not a curated record. Gene Ontology annotation, biological process: telomere maintenance; DNA repair. Gene Ontology annotation, molecular function: DNA helicase activity. NCBI's taxonomy places the organism in Eukaryota, Viridiplantae, Streptophyta, Magnoliopsida, Brassicales, Brassicaceae. The transcript has 3 exons. The coding region runs from base 1 to 2667 and encodes 888 amino acids.
AUGGCUAUAUGCCGUUGGUAUGGGAAUCCUCAUCUCUUUAUCACUGUCACUGCUAAUCCUAAUUGGGUGGAACUCAGUAACCAUCUGGAUGCAUAUGGAGGUGAUUCUGCUAAUAGCCGACCUGACCUAGAAUGUCGGAUCUUCAAAAUCAAGCUUGAUGAGAUGAUGGCAGAUUUCAAAAAGGGAGAGUUCUUCCCUACGCUGGACGCAGCUGUCUACACCAUUGAGUUUCAGAAACGAGGUCUGCCCCAUGCCCAUAUUUUACUAUGGUUGAAAGGUAUAAAGAAGGAAGUAACAGCUUCGGUUAUUGAUGAAUACAUCUCAGCUGAGUUUCCCGAUAAAGAAGUUGAUAGAGAGGGGUUUGAGCUGGUUGAGCGGCAUAUGAUGCAUGGUCCGUGUGGUAAAAUGCGCCCCAACUCACCAUGUAUGGAGAAAGGAGAGUGUACUAAGAAUUUUCCUAAACCUUCUUCAGAUCAGACAAGAAUAGACAAAUCUGGAUUUGUUGUUUAUAGAAAGAGAGCUGGUACUGGAGAUUUUGUAGUCAAGGGAGAGAUCGAGCUGGAUAAUCGUUUUGUUGUGCCUCAUAAUCUUGGUCUUUUGAAAAAAUAUCAAGCCCACAUCAACGUUGAAUGGUGUUGCAGAACCAGCGCAAUCAAAUAUCUUUUCAAAUACAUAACGAAAGGCGUUGAUAGAGCAACUGUCCUUAUACAUAGGAAUGAGCCAGACACGAGUAAUGAGAUCAACAAUUUCCUGGAGUGCCGGUAUAUAUCAGCUUGCGAAGGUUCAUGGAGAUUGUUUGCUUUUCCUAUACACUAUAACCAGCCCAAUGUUGUGAAGCUCCCCGUACAUCUACCAGGUGACCAUGUGAUGGUAUUUGACGAAUCUGCUGACUUAUCAAAGGUGGUAUACCGAGAAAAUAUUGAUAGGUCAAUGUUAACAGCGUUCUUUGAGGCAUGCGACACGUAUGAGGAAGCUAUGGAGCUGACCUACGUUGAAUUCCCUUCGAGGUUUGUCUACCAUUCAAACGAUAGGAUAUGGACGCCAAGACUGCAAGGGGAAGCUAUAGGGAGGGUCGUGUAUGUCAGCCCAGCGUCUGGUGAUAGAUACUUCUUAAGGAUGUUGCUGAAUGUUGUUAGAGGUCCUAGAGGCUAUGACGUGUUAUACACGGUAGGGGAUGUGGUAUAUAAGAAAUUCAAAGAAGCGUGUUAUGCACGAGGACUACUUGAUGAUGAUAAAGAGUGGCAUGAGGCAAUAGAGGAGCCAUCUUCAUGGGCAACCGGACGGCAGCUGAGAAGACUGUUUGUGCUUAUCUUGGUUUAUUGUCAAGUCGUAGACCCACUCAAGCUUUGGGAGCAUACUUGGAUGUUUUUGGCAGAGGACAUACUGUACAUGAAACGAAAGGAGUUUCGAUUUCCAGGUCUCGACUUACAAGAUGAGCAGUUAAAGCAGUAUACACUGCUCGAGGUUGACAAACACUUAAAAGAGCAUAACCAGUCACUAGCAGACUAUGAUGAGUUGCCUCAGCCAGAUACUUCAAUACUAUCAGAGAUAAACAGCCAAGUUUUGCGGCAGGAACUGAUGUAUAAAUUCGAAAAGGAGAAGGAGACGCAUAGAGUAUUGUUCUCGGCGAUGAAUACGGAUCAGGAGAAAGUAUAUGCUGCUGUUCUGAAGUCAGUUGACGAGCAGUCGGGCCAGUUAUUUUUUGUCUCAGGUGCAGGAGGCACAGGAAAGACAUACCUAUACAGAACUAUUAUAGCGAGGCUUAGGUCAGUUGGCAAAGUAGUUAUACCGGGGUCAAGUUUAGCUGCAUUGAUAUCUAAGGCAGACCUGAUAAUAUGGGAUGAAGCUCCGAUGGCACACCGACACGCUUUUGAAACCUUAGAUCGUUCCUUCAGAGAUUUGUUAUCGCAUGAGUCUCCAGAAGCUAGCACACAGCCCUUUGGUGGCAAGACGGUGCUUCUCGGCGGGGAUUUCCGGCAGAUUUUGCCAGUUAUUCCACACGGAAAAAGGCCAGACACCGUUCUCGCAUCCAUCAGCAAAUCAUAUCUAUGGAAAAUGGCCCGAGUAUUCACCUUAUCCAUCAACAUGCGGCUGCGGCAAGAAGACAAGGACUUCGCAAAAUGGAUUCUACAAGUCGGUGAUGGGGAAGCUGACGCCUUGGCGUCCAAUAAACCAAAACAUGAGGAAGGGAAUCAGAUUACUGUGGAUAAAAGGUUCUUGAUCUCUCGCUCAGAUACACCACACGAAGCUCUGGCGCAUGCUGCAUAUCCUAACUUCCUCCAAAACUACUGGGAUAAGGACUACCUAAAAGAGAGAGCCGUGCUGACACCUACCAAUAAUACCGUACAUUAUGUGAACGCUUAUCUCCUCUCCAAGAUCCCAUCACAGGCUAGAGAGUAUUUGAGUUCUGAAUCAGUGGAGUUCGAAGCUACGCCAGACGAUGAUUGGACCACCCACUACCCGCCAGAGUACCUCAAUUCACUAGAGUUUUCGGGCCUCCCAAACCACAGAUUGUGCCUCAAAAUUGGAACUCCAGUGAUGAUGAUGCACAAUCUUAACCAGGAUCAAGGUUUGUGUAAUGGUACAAGAAUGGUGGUUACUCGCCUAGGUAACAGGGUUGUUAAGGCUAGAAUCAUGACUGGGACAGAUUUGGAGAAGAAGUUUUGA